This is a messenger RNA of Aricia agestis (brown argus), 1199 nucleotides long. It is a transcript of the gene Fam92, whose product is annotated as protein FAM92A-A. Lineage: Eukaryota; Metazoa; Arthropoda; Insecta; Lepidoptera; Lycaenidae. Bases 139 to 1098 code for a protein of 319 amino acids. Gene Ontology annotation, biological process: cilium assembly. The transcript is spliced from 7 exons. Gene Ontology annotation, cellular component: ciliary transition zone; ciliary basal body. The record is from RefSeq and is a predicted model, not a curated record.
UCAUGUAUUAUAUUAAUUCUCUACGCAAAUAACAAUACCAACAAAACUACGACAAAAUUAUACCAAGAAGUUGUUGUGACUACGGCUGCCUAAUAAUAUCGUCAAACAACUGUUUAUUUUAUUGAAAAAACUGCCAACAUGUUUCGGGGUGAAAACUCACACUCACUGAGCUAUGAACAGCAGGCAAAAUUUAUUCAAGACCGAAUUUCUAGCGUUGAAAAGAACUUUGGCGAGUUGUGUGUUGGUUUCGGUGAUUACGCAAGAAAAACAGCAAGGGUGCGAGAUAUGGGCGAUGAACUAGCAAAAGUCAUUAAGGACUACGCAAAUAAUGAAUUAGUUAAUAAAUCACUAAGCGCGGGACUUGAUAAUUUAUCGCUCACAUUAUCGGCUAUUGAGGAAUAUAGAAAUUGUGAAGUACAGAGAUUAGAAGCCAAGGUCAUCGGCGAGCUAUGCCAAUAUGAGAGUAUCUGUAAGCACGCACGCGAGGAGUUGAAGCAUACUAUGAACGUACGGGAGAAGGAGAUGGCGAGAAAGAAGAUAUUGGAUAAAGCUAAAGAGAGACAACCGUUUAAUCGACAACAAGUGUCAUACGCUGAAACGGAACUGUUGAAGGCGUCUGCAGAGAUGACGCGCACGGCUAAAGGCCUCAGCGAGCAGACGGAGUUUUUCGAGCGACGCAAACUGCAGCAACUCAAAACUCUUCUGUCUAAUUUCGUAUCAAUAGAGAUGACUUUUCAUGCGAAGGCGUUAGAGCUUCUCACUGUAGCGUAUCAGCAAAUCGCUGAUAUCAACGAGAAAACUGAUUUAGAGAACUUUAGGAGAAAGUUAAGGUCCCCGGAAAAGCAAGUGAGCCAUGGUUUUUCAGCAAGAUCCACAUCCUUGUCGUCACUAUUGCACAACUCUUUGUAUAAAGCGGACGAUUUUACAACGGCCCCCGGAAGACUGCAGUCCCCCGAAAAGAACGGAAUAGGAAAAGCUAAGUCAAGUUCAAUUGGAGCUUUCAUGAAUCACGCAGCCAAUGAUGACGAUGAAACUACUGAAUCCGAUGGUUCGGAAGAUACUGAAGGCAGUACUUCGGAAGCGACUGAAUCACGCUGAUUUAACUUUUUACCCGUUUACCAACUUAUUAAAACUACCUAAUUGCAAUUUAGAAUUACUUUUAUAAGUUAUUAGAAGUUAAUAAGCUAUCCUCUACUUGG